Aspergillus versicolor CBS 583.65 is the source of this 1755-nucleotide messenger RNA. RefSeq names its product alpha-keto acid decarboxylase family protein. Gene Ontology annotation, molecular function: thiamine pyrophosphate binding; magnesium ion binding; carboxy-lyase activity. The transcript has a single exon. Lineage: Eukaryota; Fungi; Ascomycota; Eurotiomycetes; Eurotiales; Aspergillaceae. The record is from RefSeq and is a predicted model, not a curated record. Bases 1 to 1755 code for a protein of 584 amino acids.
AUGGGGUCAAUCAGCAACGAAAAGAUCGACCUGGCCGAAUAUCUCUUUACAAGACUCCACCAACUCGGCGUCCGAACCGUCCACGGCGUCCCAGGAGACUACAACCUCGUUGCCCUCGACUACCUCCAACCCGCUGGUCUGCACUGGACAGGAAACGCGAACGAGCUGAACGCUGGAUACGCUGCAGACGGAUACGCCCGUAUCAAGGGGAUCUCAGCACUCAUCACAGCCUUUGGCGUCGGAGAGCUCUCAGCCCUCAAUAGCAUCGGGGGUGCGUAUGCCGAGAAAGCCCCAGUCGUGCACAUCGUCGGGACCCCUCCAACAACUGCCCAGAAGAAAGGGCUGAACCUGCAUCACUCGUUUGGAGAUGGGAAUUUCAGGAGGUUUGCGGAAGUAUUCAAGGAGUUUACCUGUGCGCAGGCCAAUCUAGAAGAUCCUACUACUGCACCUGAGCUGAUCGAUAGGACACUCCGGCAAUGCCUACAAGAGAGCCGUCCCAUAUACAUCGAACUACCAACCGAUAUGGUCAAAGCAAAGGUCUCGUCAGCAGGUUUAGACACGAACAUUGACCUCUCCUUCAAACCAAACGACACCAACCUCGAAGACGCCAUCGUCUCCACCCUGCUCAACCGAAUCAACACCGCCAAACGGCCAGCCAUCAUCGUCGACGGAUUCACCCCCCGCUAUAACCUCCUCCCCGAGGCAGACAAACUCAUCCGCACCACCGGCUGGCCGACAUACAUUACACCCUUCGGAAAAGGCUCCGUAAACGAAACCCUCCCCAACUUCCACGGCGUGUACACCGGGCACGUUCAGAUCAACCAGCCCCGUACCCACUGGAUUGCGGAUUCCGACUUGGUCAUCCGAUUUGGACCGCUAGAUGCAGACACAAACACAUUCGGAUUCAGAGCGCUCACGCCCGUCAACAAUACCGUCUCCGUCCAUUGGACCUCGAUCGAUAUCGAUGGGCGAACGGUGCAUGCCGAGACAAAGACUCUUCUGCGCCGCGUGCUGGAGGGUAAUAUACACCGACGACCAGUUUGGUUGGGAUACUUGCCUCUCCCGUGGCUGCGAGAUACUCUUGAUGCUCUGUCUGACCCUAUCCAGGAUGCGGAGAUUGAUCAGAAGACGUUCUGGACCAGGGUAACGGAGUUCCUGCGUCCAAAUGAUAUCGUCAUCGCAGAGACGGGCACGGCCUCUCUCGGUGCGAACGACCUGAUUCUUCCGGCAGGUGUAAAGAUGAUUAACUCUGCGCUGUGGCUGUCCAUUGGAUAUGCACUGGCCGCAGCAGUUGGGGUAUCUCAAGCCCAGAAAGACUUGGCUAUCAACAACAACAACGUGUCCGGCAGAACAAUCCUCUUCGAAGGCGACGGGAGUUUCCAGAUGACCGCACAGGCACUGAGUGAUCUCUUCCGCAAUAGACUCGACUUGAUAAUAUUCCUGAUUAAUAACGACGGGUACACGAUCGAGCGGUAUAUCCACGGGAUGAAGGCGGGGUAUAACGAUGUGCAUCCGUGGAGGUAUCUCGAUGCGCCGAGUUUCUUUGGGGCGCCGGUUGAGGACCCUUCUUAUCCGGUUGUUACAAGGAGGGUGGAGAAUUGGGGGGAAUUGCUGGAUGUACUUGCCGAUGAACAGGUUGCUGCAGGAAAGGGGUUUUGUAUGGUGGAGGUUGUUAUGGGGAGGGAGGAUGCGCCGGAGGAGUUGAAGAGUUUGGUGAAGAUGGCUGCGAAGAGGAAUAGUGGAGAUACUGUUUGA